AUGGAAGAGCCGGAUGAACCCGGCGAGCCGUGCUUAGCCUCCUCUGCACAACCGAAUUGGAUUAUGCACCAUUUUGGGGCGGAUGCAAGAUUCUCUGAGCAUCAGGACAACAAAGCAGAACCAAGCGAUUGGCCUCAUUCGCCUUCGCCUUCCAGUCUAGUGCAACCUGCAGGCGUGGGCGAGUCGGACAAUGCAUCAGACACUUGUCAUGCCGAAGACGCACGAUCGUCAAGUAUGCUUGCUGAGCAGUGGCCUGAAGCUGAAGGGUCGCUAGCGGACAAGCUCGAGUGUGACUCUCAGUGUUCAUCGUCGGUGAUAUCAAUUAGUCGGAGUUUAUCUACCAACUACGAAGUUGAGAACGAUGGGAUGCCUGAGCCUUCGACCUUGGGGCGGGCACAGCUGGACUGCCCAGUUAGCGUUCGUUCUAGGGACAAGCCUGAGCAUCGUGAGGCACGACAGCGUUCUCGCUCUGCGUCCUCAGUACUCGACUUCACCCAAGAAGGCUUGGGUGGAAGGAAACCUCACGGCUUUAAGAUAUACAACGACGCGCUGCCAGCUGUGCAACAGCCACAAACCCCACAAAGUCUACCAGAGGCACGACAUCGAAGCCGCAUUCACGACUCAGCAAUCACACCAGGCAUACGUCGCAUACAAGUAAAGGAAACUCACCUGGCGACGGGAGUGAGCGUUGCACGACGACGUGGUUCAUCCUCAACAUCGUAAAAAGCAGUCCAGACAUCCGACUCGACCAAUCAUUCCAUUGAACACGUUAUCAGUCUCGAUGCACCAACCGUCGAGGGCAUUUCUAGGACAACUAUAAGCAGAGGGAUAGAGAGAAACCGACGAUGGCUAGGCAAUGUGAAUCUCAGAGUACUACCAGCAACGGCAAAAGCAAUGUUGUACCCAGGUAUACAUUCGAGAUUCU
This is a messenger RNA of Microdochium trichocladiopsis, 925 nucleotides long. RefSeq lists its product as uncharacterized. The transcript is spliced from 2 exons. Bases 1 to 723 code for a protein of 240 amino acids. NCBI's taxonomy places the organism in Eukaryota, Fungi, Ascomycota, Sordariomycetes, Xylariales, Microdochiaceae. The record is from RefSeq and is a predicted model, not a curated record.